Messenger RNA from Pararge aegeria (speckled wood butterfly), 2753 nucleotides. It is a transcript of the gene Eaat2, whose product is annotated as excitatory amino acid transporter. Bases 681 to 2297 code for a protein of 538 amino acids. The transcript has 9 exons. Gene Ontology annotation, cellular component: plasma membrane. NCBI's taxonomy places the organism in Eukaryota, Metazoa, Arthropoda, Insecta, Lepidoptera, Nymphalidae. Gene Ontology annotation, biological process: L-glutamate transmembrane transport. Gene Ontology annotation, molecular function: L-glutamate transmembrane transporter activity; neutral L-amino acid transmembrane transporter activity; glutamate:sodium symporter activity. The record is from RefSeq and is a predicted model, not a curated record.
UCAGCUUUCAAAAGACAAAUUAAAAGCAACUGCGCAUGCUCCAAUCAAUGUAUAUACUUUCUUAGUCUAGGUAACAUGAUUGACCUCGAAUCAUGAAGUCAAGAAUAAAACCCCCAUCGUGUGACAUAAAGACGUAAUGCUACUAAUUUAAUAAUGUAAGCAAAGAAGUAUUAUUGUACAAACAUCUGACUCAAAAGGGUGGUAAUCGAUGAUUGCGCGCGCAUACCUUACGUACUUUCUACCACAAAACUUUACAAUACCCAACUAGGUGUACAUAUUUUCAUUCCAUUGCUGGUAUCAGACUACGGUUUUGCGAAACAGUAAUGCAAAGAAGACAUGGACAGGUCACGGGGGGAUAUGAACGAGAAAAUUCUAAUAUGGAAUAUGGGAUGCAAUGGAACUAUUUGUAAAAUAGAACAAGAGGUAGCAGUGCAUUGAAUGCACUCGUGUAUCUUAAUAAUAUCGAAUCAAAUACAGACGUGGUAAACGUUGAACUCAAUUUUGAUAAGACAAAAGCAUUGAAUAAUGAAGAAAUAAUAAGAAUAUUGAAGCUGCUUGAAAUUAAAAGCGUUAAAUUUAGGAAAAAGCACAAUAAUAGAUCGCAAAUCUGUAGAGGGGAAAUAAAACAGAGGGUUAAUUAGGUCCAGUGACCUGGGCUAGGGCGCAGAACUGUGCCUGUAAUGGAGAAAGGUGAACGUUUUUCAGAGUACCUGUUUGUGAAGAUGGGCCCAGGAGACAGGGGCCCUAAGACUACGGAAGACCGGUCGGCCCGUAUGGACCAUACUGGCGUGAAAAAAUGGUUUAUAGAUAACACUUUACUUGUUAUCACUUUGGCUGGAGUGCUUGCGGGGAUUGCAGUUGGAUUCGGUCUUCGCCCUUACGGUCUCGGCUCGGAUGCACUUAUGGUGAUAUCUUACCCGGGAGAAUUAUUCAUGAGAUUAUUAAAGCUUAUGAUUUUGCCUUUAAUAAUUGCCAGUCUUAUAGCGGGCUCCGCGAGCCUUAAUGCGAAGAUGAGUGGCAAGAUUGCAGUCAGAACGCUGUUGUACUUCAUCCUCACUUCCAUGUUUAAUGCAUUCCUCGGGCUCCUAUUGGCUGUGAUGAUACAUCCUGGAAAACCGGAACUGAGGGACGAUUCCACUGCUAUCGUGGAAAAUAAAAGGGACCAUAAAAUUUUAGACAGUCUUCUAGAUAUCGGACGAAACAUCUUCCCUGAUAACAUAGUGCAAGCGGCUUUCCAACAGGCUCACACGGUUUACACAGAACCGAAAACUCUAUUCUCAAAUGCAAACAUAACUAACGACAGUGUUCCAGUUGUUUUGGUACGAGAAAUACAUUACCGAUCUGGCACCAACACUUUAGGUCUAGUUUUCUUUUGCCUAGUUUUCGGCAGUUUAUUGGGAACACUUGGACCGAAGGGGAAAGUGGUUAUUGAUUUCUUUCAAGCUAUUUUCGAAGUCAUAAUGAAAAUGGUCACAGGCGUGAUGUGGUUCACUCCGGUCGGAGUCAGCAGUGUGAUAGCGGGGAAGAUUUUAGGAGUAAGCAAUGUUGGUCAAGUUAUGUCUCAACUAGCAUGGUUUAUAGCCACGGUGACGGUCGGAGUAUUUCUGUACCAGCUGAUAGUUAUGCAGUUAAUCUACUUCUUAUUUCUAAGGCGGAACCCGUACAAGUUCUAUUGGGGCCUAUCUCAGGCCAUGCUCACUGCGUCGGCAACGGCUUCUACGGCCGCAGCUUUGCCUGUAACUUUCAGAGCCAUGGAAGGUCCUCUAAGAAUAGAUCCACGCAUCACCCGGUUCGUCCUUCCCAUCGGCUGCAACAUUAACAUGGAUGGAACUGCUCUGUUUUUAUCAGUAGCGAGUGUAUUCGUCUGCCAGAUGAACAGCAUGCAUUUAGGAUUUGCUCAACUGGCUACUAUAUUUUUAACGUCAACAGCGGCAUCUGUGUCAUCUGCCUCUGUACCGUCUGCUGCUAUGGUGUUGCUGCUCGUCGUUUUAGCAGCAGUUGAUGCCCCUACACAUGACGUAUCAUUACUGUUUGCGGUAGAUUGGCUUGUCGACCGCAUACGCACAACAAACAACAUGCUAGGUGACUGUUAUGCAGCAGCGGUUGUUGAGCGUAUGUCGAAGAACGAGCUAAUGGCGUGCGACGCUGCGUCGAUGGAACCAUCUACCCUUCCAAAUGGUCUGCCAACCUCAAACACUGAAGUUGAAAUUGGAAUCGUGACUCCCGGCAAAAAAUCUAUUAUAUCUGAUGACGCCAUUAUUGAUAUGCAUUUACACAACGAAACUAAUAGGAUAUAGUCUAACACCAAUAAACCUUUUUAGUGUAAUCUUUGAUAUUGUAUCAAUUUAUAGACUGUGCCAAUCACAUAAUAUGAAUAUCAAUGUAGACUGCAACUUUACUAUAAUAAAAUAGGCCUGAUUGUUUUGAAGUAUUUAUAAAGUACCAAUACUUUUCAUUGUAAAAUUCUUAAGCGAGGGCCGACCCGCAGCGUCCAUAGAGGCGUCUUUAGAGGCGUUUAAUUUUGCGUCAAGCGUGCGACUUAUAAGACUCUUAUACUUUUAGUCAGAUAUUAUACAUAAUAAUAAUAAUAAAAAUAUUUUAGGCUCAUAUUUUUUGUUAUUAAAAAUCCAUUAUUUCUAUAUAACUAGUGGAGUGCCGUAAUGCAUAAAAAUUGUAAAAUCUCGGAGUCUAGGGCAAGUCAAUGAAUCUUCAUAAAAAAAUGUUCGAUUGCAUUGUUAAACGCUCAAAUAAAA